Messenger RNA from Spinacia oleracea (spinach), 1577 nucleotides. The record is from RefSeq and is a predicted model, not a curated record. NCBI's taxonomy places the organism in Eukaryota, Viridiplantae, Streptophyta, Magnoliopsida, Caryophyllales, Amaranthaceae.
CCUUCUCUUUUUCAGUAAGAACGACGACGUUUCUGACGACGACCACACCAACCGCAAGUCAGAGAUAAGUUUUUGGUUCUGGGCAAUAUACCCACCCAUCUCUUCAUCAGCGCGUGGAAACUACUCUCCAAUUACAUACGCUUUCCAAAGCGCGUGAAACAAACUCGCGAGUUUUCUCUUUCCUUAAAAACCCCUAAAUACUCCAACCACACUCGUUUGAGUAAGCGCACCAGCAGCAGAAAGGAAAGCAAAGUAUUCACAGAAUAAGAGUGAGGAGAGAGAAAAAGGGUGAAGAAGGUCGAAAAUGGCGGUGGUAUCGACAUCUCUGGCGUCGCAAAUUACUAACCCUAACUCGGCUGUGUCGACUCAGUUCUCUGGUCUCCGACGAUCGUUCUUGAAGCUCGAAAAUUCUGUUUCAACUCAGUCGUCGUUUUUCCAGAAUGUGGAUUCUCAUUUGCGCCUUUCCUCCUCCUCUCGCCGUUGUCCGAGAGGUGUUGUUGCUAUGGCUGGCUCUGGAAAGUUCUUCGUUGGUGGCAAUUGGAAAUGUAACGGGACCAAGGAAUCUAUCACUAAGCUUGUCUCAGACUUGAACAGUGCAACAUUGGAGGCUGAUGUUGAUGUUGUUGUGGCACCUCCGUUUGUUUACAUUGAUCAAGUAAAGAGUUCCCUUACCGGCCGAGUAGAAAUAUCAGCACAAAACUGUUGGAUUGGGAAAGGUGGGGCUUUUACUGGAGAAAUCAGUGUUGAACAAUUGAAGGAUCUUGGCUGCCAGUGGGUUAUUCUCGGGCAUUCUGAGAGAAGACACGUUAUUGGUGAACAAAAUGAGUUUAUAGGGAAAAAGGCUGCAUAUGCUCUGAACCAAGGUGUCGGAGUAAUAGCAUGUAUUGGGGAGUUGUUAGAAGAAAGAGAAGCAGGAAAAACGUUUGAUGUAUGCUACCAGCAACUGAAGGCUUUUGCAGAUGCCCUGCCUAGCUGGGAUAAUGUUGUUGUUGCUUAUGAACCUGUAUGGGCUAUUGGUACUGGUAAGGUAGCUUCUCCAGACCAGGCUCAGGAAGUGCAUGUUGCUGUUCGAGAUUGGCUUAAAAAGAAUGUCUCAGAGGAAGUUGCUUCUAAGACACGCAUCAUAUAUGGAGGGUCUGUCAACGGAGGUAACUGUGCAGAGCUUGCAAAACAAGAAGAUAUAGACGGCUUUCUCGUGGGAGGGGCUUCUUUGAAGGGUCCUGAGUUUGCCACCAUCGUUAAUUCUGUAACAGCAAAGAAAGUUGCUGCUUGAGCAUUCUUGUGAAUCUGGCUGGAAAUGGCCCAAUGACUAUUAGAGAGUUUCUUGGUGAGUUGUUUUAUAACGACAAUGUAUUCUACCGUUGACCUGUUUCGUUUAUGUUGGAGGCUCUGCUUGGGAGUCUUCAUACUUUUCCUUUGUUAAAUUGGAGAAUAAUAAUAAAUAAAUAAUACAGUAAUAGGAAUUUUAGUAGGAAUUUUUUGCUGAAUUGGAUGUAAUAUUUCCAGUGUAUUUCUAAAAGAGAGCUUGUCAUUGAAAUGAUAUGAACGAAUAAGGUAUACAUAUUUCUGUUGUCACA